Volvox carteri f. nagariensis is the source of this 2797-nucleotide messenger RNA. RefSeq lists its product as uncharacterized. The coding region runs from base 339 to 1109 and encodes 256 amino acids. Lineage: Eukaryota; Viridiplantae; Chlorophyta; Chlorophyceae; Chlamydomonadales; Volvocaceae. The transcript is spliced from 8 exons. The record is from RefSeq and is a predicted model, not a curated record.
CAAUUGAACUAUUUAAAAGCAAAGGAGUAAAAUAGACAAAAAACGAAAAAGGCAAAGACCAACAUAAAGGACAGCUCGCGGCGACGCGGGAAGAAAGCGGCAAAAUGAUGUAAAAAGGGAACUUUCAAUGGAAUAAGAGACUUCGCCAGCAUGGUUUGCUGAGAGGCCCGGCGACUAGGUCGCAAAGGGCAGCCAUAAAAGUACGGACGUCGCAAUCACGCUGCGGGCAUGGGCAACUUACACCGCCUUGCCUGCAAGGGCGGUGCUGGCCUUCGUCCGACCCGAGUGGAGCCCUAGGGCUCCACUCACUCCAGGCCUGCAACGCCGUGUGAUUUCUUAUGCAAUCACCUAGCGGCAUUAAACCUGGGCACAUGCAGCCAGCAUGCAGCCUCGGUCGGCGCGACAGGCCGAUGAUAGCAACGGUUGCUGGCCCAUCAGACUGCGGCGUGCACACUACCAUUCUCCUUCCCGCUUCGUGGACCAGUCUAUCGCAAGCUCUAAACAGUGAAACGGGGAAGGCCCACGUCGCGCUGCUGUACAUCCCAACUGAACCCCCCGUCUUAUGGGCCACUUCGGCAGAUAGCGGCCAACAAAAGGGAUCAAGUGACCCGGCCUUCAAGGUGGUCGGGGCGCCCAUCAAACAAGUGCUCAGACUCACCAGCUGCAAUGAGCGGCCAUCCGCGGCCCUAGGCUACUCACCGUCCACCAAGAAGGGUGCACCUGCUCCAAUCGUGGCCGUGGGCUUCGAGGGCAACCCGGCUAAGACGGUUGCCGAAACACAGAGUGUGGGCAUAUACUUCGUGUACCUUGGGGCGCUCAAUCCGAUCAUCACGAGAGUGACAUUGCUCGUCGUACCUAGAGGUGGAACAGCCAAGGUGGCUGUUCCCAUCUUCGUCGCGACCACGGACCCGGCCCCGGCCUACAAUUGCCCGGGCCUCACGUACUUCACGUUCUCUGCGAGCUUUCUUGCUUCGCGGUCCUCUGCGCUGACUGCGGCAGGCUUCUCCACUGCUACGGUGGUAGGCGCGCAGUUUGACUUCAAUGGCACACCGGUGGAUACGAUUGAUAGGCUGGCGGUCGUGGCGGCUGUGGGCCUUAUCUUGGCCUAGUAAAUGUUCAGCGCUGAUUGAGUAUGGCGACUCCUGGCGACCAAGCAAGCACAUGCGAUCAUGUCAUUAACUUAAUUGCAUGGUUAGUAAGCACCCGACUGAUGACUUCCAAGCUAACACAUUAUUAUGAGCACUCGUUCGAAUUUGCGGACACCCAGUUGAAACUUUUUCCUUACAGCUUCUCAAUUGUGGUUGGCUGUUGUGGUGUUCUUGUUUCCACACCGCGCGCUCAAUAUAUAUAGUCGUCCUUGAGAUGAGUUCAUGCAUAGCGCCCAUGUAUUGUAUUCACACAACCUGCUUGUAAGUGUAGUUAUAGAAGUCAGCUCCCGUCGUGACCUCCAUUACUAAUUAGCGCUGUCUCAGCAUAAAGAAUCGGGGCCAACAUAUGCCGUUUGACCAUACAUAUGUAUUACGGCAUGCAUGCCGUAAGCGCAUGUACGGUCAAACACAGAACCCAUGGAUCCAGGAAACCCAUGCAUAUAUGAACAUGGUUACGUACGAGCUCGCUGAAGCUUGUAACAUCCAUCCAUCCAUCCAGAUAUGAACAGCGGCUGAUAACUGUGGCUGGCAUUUGGACAUGUAUCCUUUCCACCGCGGUCGACUCCGACUCCGGGAGAGCUGCUGAGUUGUCUUAUUAAGCAAGCUGUUGCAGAAAUGUGGGUUCGCCGCAAUCCCGUAUCAAAUUUGCAUAAUUUGCCUGGUUCCUUCUUUCUCCCUUUGGAAGUGGCCUUUCCGACGUAUUUAUUGUAAUUUAUGUCAUCAUAUGCCUAUUUGCGCACGCGCGUUGCUUGACCACGUGGCGUCUUUUCUGUUUUAGCCAUGCACGAUGCGCAUGUACGGAGGAAUGCAUCGAUGCGUAAUCGCUUCGAGCUGCUAAUUGCCUCCCUACUGCUUUCAUAGACCUCAUAAACCUGGCGGAAAAUGAAGUAAGGCAAAGUCGCAGUCCAUGCAUGGCGUACCUGCUGUUAAGUAAAAACAUUUACAUGACUCGGUAGCUAUAGGUGCUGCCUAGCUAGCAGGUGUACCUGCGUCGGCUGAUUGGCUUUUAUCCAUUAUGCUUUUGUUCUCUUGAUCGGUCGGCAAACUGGUGCGUCGAGUGUGAUUCCAUCGAUAUUCAGCAUGUCACGAAUAGGAUGUAACAAUCUGCUGCUGGGCUGGGUGCCUGCAUGCGUACGUGUAGCCGGCGGCGGCUGCUUAAAUAAUAGUGCUCACGAUGUCGAUUUUUACUCUACGCAUGCAUGCAUGAUACAACGACUAGGGGUGGCUACCGAGCAACGAGCUCAGCGAGAGACCCUUCUGCACGUAUUUGUACGUGGUUAGGGCCAAACUGGAAAAUUUGUGCAUCUGUCCUUCAUUCAUUCAUUGGUCCCUGUGCACUUGUGCACUACACAUAUGCCACGAUUCCGACAUGAAGUAGUGGAUUACGAUGGACAGAGAGCAAGCAAGACUGGCCCACCUGUUACGUAGCAUUACGUAGCUUAUACACUCGCCUCCACACAAGUGGCGGUCGUAGUUGGCAAGUGUCCUUGUUUCCUUGUGUAUAUUGUUUGGGUACUAGAAUUUUGCGUUGAAAUGUCCCUAUACCUAAAUUGUGGUUUCUAGGCUCUUGGGCCUCUGCUAGCUCGUAUGGGCACUCGUUACACCUCUCUGCAGCUGGGUAACGCAACCGAGGUGUAACACAUACAUAC